This is a messenger RNA of Cucumis sativus (cucumber), 884 nucleotides long. Its product is annotated as RING-H2 finger protein ATL70. NCBI's taxonomy places the organism in Eukaryota, Viridiplantae, Streptophyta, Magnoliopsida, Cucurbitales, Cucurbitaceae. The transcript has a single exon. Bases 140 to 658 code for a protein of 172 amino acids. The record is from RefSeq and is a predicted model, not a curated record.
UUCUUGGCAAUUUGGCGUUGACUUGUAAUUCAGUAUGGCCGUAAAAUCCUAUCAAUGAAUCAAAAAGACUUGCAACAAUGGCGACUAACAAAUCCAAUCCUCUCCCCAUUUUCCUUCUCCCCUUCUCCCUCUCACCGCAAUGAACAACGGCACGGCCGAAACCGGCGGAUUUCUCUCCUCUUCCAACAUCGGCGGUUUCGGCUACGGAAUUGGCGUCUCCUUAGGCCUUUUGAUUCUCAUCACUACCAUCCUCUUGGCUUCCUAUUACUGUACCAGAAACGGCCUAUCCUCCUCCGUCGUUCAGAGGACUCCUCCCAAUCGCUCCCCGCCCCAAGCGGUGGGGGAAAUGGAUUCCGUCGUUGUCGACAUCGGACUCGAUCAGGAGACGAUAACGAGUUAUCCCAAAUUACUGUAUUCUGAAGCGAAACUUCAGAAGAACGAUUCGACUGCUUCUUGUUGUUCAAUCUGUUUGGCUGAUUAUAAGAACUCGGAUGUUCUUCGGCUUUUGCCUGAUUGCGGUCAUCUCUUUCAUCUCAAGUGCGUCGAUCCGUGGCUUAGACUUCAUCCCACUUGUCCGGUUUGCCGGACGUCGCCGAUUCCUACGCCGUUGUCGACUCCUCUAGCGGAGCAAGUUCCAUUAGCAAGCCGGCGCGAUUGAAGAAGAAGAAGACUAUCUGGGUUAAUCGAAAAUGGAGGUCGUUUUUGCCAUUUUUUGUUUUGUUUUGUUUUAGAGAUUGAUUUCAUUGCGAUCGAUCUCCAUAGUUAGAAGUUCUCACAAUCAAUCUCCUUCAAGGUUAACAAUUUUUUUUAGUUAAUUCAAUUAUAUACUCAUUUUGGUAUUACUUUGUUCUAUCGAAAAAAUUAUAGUACGGUAGUUAGAUUAA